Messenger RNA from Sceloporus undulatus (fence lizard), 1670 nucleotides. RefSeq names its product relaxin family peptide receptor 3 (gene RXFP3). The record is from RefSeq and is a predicted model, not a curated record. Lineage: Eukaryota; Metazoa; Chordata; Lepidosauria; Squamata; Phrynosomatidae. Gene Ontology annotation, cellular component: membrane. The transcript has a single exon. Bases 1 to 1353 code for a protein of 450 amino acids. Gene Ontology annotation, molecular function: G protein-coupled receptor activity. Gene Ontology annotation, biological process: immune response; G protein-coupled receptor signaling pathway.
AUGGAUGCCCUCUGUGAAUACAGCUACUGCUCUCUGGCAACCAGCAUGAAAGAAGCCGGAAUGGGAGAACUGCUGGACUCCUUCCCCAGCCUCCUGGAGGAAAGGCUCUUGAGCAAUGGGACCAACGAGUCCCUGCAAGAGCUGUGGCGGAAUUUCCUCAGCCUGGAGAGGAGCGAGGGCAUGCAAGGGAGCGCUUCUGUGAUCCUGCGGAUCUUCAUCUCCAUCGUCUACUCCGUGGUGUGCGCACUCGGUCUGGUGGGCAAUGUCCUGGUGCUCUACCUGAUGAAAAGCAAAUGGAAAAAGUCCUCCAUCAACCUUUUUGUGACCUGCCUGGCCCUGACUGAUUUCCAGUUUGUGUUGACGCUGCCUUUCUGGGCUGUGGAGAAUGCUCUGGAUUACACCUGGCUCUUUGGCAAUGCAAUGUGCAAGAUCCUUUCUUAUGUGACCGCCAUGAACAUGUAUGCCAGUGUCUUCUUCCUCACCGCCAUGAGCAUUGCCCGCUACCAUGCUGUGGCUUCUGCCCUGAAAACCAGAAGCCAAGGUGGACUCUCAGGCACCUGUUCUCCAGCCAAAUGGCUGUGCAUCCUCAUAUGGAUCCUGGCCAUUCUCGCUUCCUUGCCCACUGGUAUCUUCUCCACAACUGCCAGGAUCUUUGGUGAGGAAUUCUGCCUAAUUCGUAUCCCUGAUAGUGGAGUCAACAAUACUCGGCUGGGGCUCUACCAAGCCCAGAAGGUGUUGCUGGGCUUUCUGUUGCCACUGGGCAUCAUCACUCUUUGCUAUCUCCUCCUGGUGCGCUUCAUCAGUGACAGGCAUGUGGGUGCCAGCUCCUGUGGCCCAAGCACUAAGCGUCGGGCCAAAGUGACCAAAUCCGUGACUAUCGUCGUGUUGUCCUUCUUCCUCUGCUGGCUGCCCAACCAGGCGCUCACCACCUGGGGCAUCCUCAUCAAACUCAAUGCCCUGCACUUCAGCCAUGCCUACUUCCUCUCUCAGGCAUACCUCUUCCCCAUCACCGUGUGCCUGGCACACUCCAACAGCUGCCUCAACCCCAUCUUCUACUGCCUGAUGCGGAGGGAGUUCCGCAAGGCACUCAAGAAACUGCUCUGGAGAAUCACAUCGCCCUCCAUCACCACCAUGCGCCCUUUCACAGCCACCACUAAACCUGAGCAGGAGGAGCAAGUACUUCAUAGCCUGAUGCCUGUUAACCCAACAGGUCGUUUUGCUCCUGCUCCUCAUCCUCCCCCAGCUGUAGCAGUAACUCUACCUGAUAUCAUCUCAUAUCCCCCUGGAGUGGUGGUGUACACUAGUCGCUCUGAUGCUUUGCCCACCAGCCCCUCUGCUGAGCAUCACUGUUAGCCCUCAGGAACAUCACCAUGUAUGAAGCUUGCAACUGGUUCCUGGCCCUGGGGUCUGUAGAGAUUGGUGGGUGAUUGUGCUGGAGUGAUGUACUUGAACUGCCCAUAUCUUAGAAAUUGGGAGAGUAGGAAAAUGUCUGUAGGGCAAUUCCAUCCCCUAGAACUGUAUUCCCCUAGAAGGGGAGCAUAAAGGGAAGAAUUUGUGUAGGAUUUUUCCAUGAUCCAAGGUAGAAAAGUCCUAUGGCAUGUAUGUAUGGCAUUAAGAAAGGUGAGAACCUAUGGCACUAUAGCGUAACCACACUUAGAAUAGUGUGUACA